This is a messenger RNA of Drosophila grimshawi, 1356 nucleotides long. RefSeq names its product ras-related protein Rab-40C (gene Rab40). Bases 223 to 1020 code for a protein of 265 amino acids. Gene Ontology annotation, molecular function: GTPase activity; GTP binding. The transcript has 5 exons. The record is from RefSeq and is a predicted model, not a curated record. Gene Ontology annotation, biological process: intracellular signal transduction; protein localization to plasma membrane. NCBI's taxonomy places the organism in Eukaryota, Metazoa, Arthropoda, Insecta, Diptera, Drosophilidae. Gene Ontology annotation, cellular component: synaptic vesicle; endosome; plasma membrane.
AGGUAAUUGCGGUUGCAACCCUGUUCGCAUGUGCAUAUGCGUAUUUGGGUAAAAUAGAUUUCGGUCGCUUGUGCUGCAAUUUCGUUUGCCCAAUAUUGGCAAAGCAAAUAGUGAUAAAAUGCCACUAUUGCGCAUUAACAGUAAAUAGUUGCUGCGGCCGAUCAAUAAAACAAGUUAACAUUGCUGUGUGUUCAGAGCGAAGACAGCUCACAAGUUAGCUACAUGAGAACCAUGACAAAAGACUACGACUAUCUGCUAAAGGUGCUUCUUGUUGGGGAUAGCGAUGUGGGUAAACACGAAAUACUCUCCAAUCUGGAGGAUCCGUCCACAGAGAAUCCCUUCUGCAGCGGCAAUGAUUGCACUUCGCACAUAUUGCAAACGGUUGCAUACAAGACGACAACCAUAUUGCUGGAGGGAAAGCGUGUCAAACUACAGAUCUGGGAUACAUCCGGCCAGGGACGCUUCUGCACCAUAAUACGCUCCUAUUCUCGGGGUGCUCAGGGUAUUAUAUUAGUCUACGAUAUAACAAACAAAUGGAGCUUCGACGGCAUCGAUCGCUGGCUCAAAGAAGUUGAAGAGCAUGCACCUGGCAUACCCAAAGUGCUCGUCGGCAAUCGUCUCCAUUUGGCGUACAAGCGUCAGGUGGCCGCCAAACAGGCGGAGACGUAUGCGUCUCGCAACAAUAUGUCCUGCUUUGAGAUAUCGCCACUCUGCGAUUUCAACAUACGUGAAUCGUUUUGUGAACUGGCUCGCAUGGCGCUACAUCGCAAUGGCAUGGAGCACAUUUGGCGCAGUAACAAGGUGCUGUCGCUGCAGGAGCUCUGCUGUCGAACGAUUGUGCGUCGCACGAGCGUUUAUGCUAUUGAUUCGUUGCACCUGCCGCCUUCCGUUAAAUCGACACUCAAAUCGUAUGCGAUGACAACGACACAAUGCUACAAUUCGCUAACGCAAAACUCAAAGAGCCGGAAUCGCUGCAAGACGCCAACGAGCAACAGUCGCAACAGCUGUGCGAUCGCGUGAUUGCCGGCCAGUAGGCGGUCUCGGUCCCGGUCCCGGUCCCGGGAGCUGCAGCUGGAGCCUGACCUGGAGCUGCCUACGCAACAGCUGCGCAAUUGCGCGUAAAACCAACAACCUACUUUACUUACUAUAGCUAAGCUUAAAAACACACACACACACAAACACACACACAAAAACACAUACACUACAUUAACAAAUGCGCGAGCAUUUUCUUCAAUACGAAAUUACAAUUUUGUCAUCAGCAUUAAUAUUUAUUAACGUAUGAGAGCGAUGAUUAUAUUUUUACAUCCUAUACACAUAAACUACUUAUAAAAGAAAAGAGUAAAAUUGCUAUACAUA